UAGCAUACGCGAUCCGUGCCAUUUCAUCCAAGUUUGGCUAUAGAAGAGACUCGGGCCCCGAUCUGCCAUCGCUGCGUGGCUUUCUCACAAUUUGAACAGGGAAGAUCUCCCGGUGCUCCGCCUGCCGCCGACGGUUAUAUACAACUCGUUUUGGCACAGCUAGUCGAGUCGUACCUAGCACCUUGUGGCGCGUCAACCCAGCUCAAUACAUACCAGCACUGCAUUGGAGCCGAGCCAUGUCCGAGACUACCGGUACCGUCGACUUCGUUGUUGGGUCGGAAACCUUCCAGACCUGGUACAAGGUUAUAGGCAACCUAAAGUCCGGGACACCUCCGCUCGUGGUACUUCACGGCGGUCCAGGGCUUCUGCAUAUCUACAUGCGCUGCCACGCGAGGCUCUGGGAGACGAAGGGCAUCCCUAUCGUUCUCUACGAUCAGCUUGGAUGUGGCCAGUCCACGCACCUUCCCGGCAAGCCGAAGAGUUUCUGGACAUUUGAACUGUUCAUCGCCGAGCUCCAGAAUCUCGUUCAAAAGCUCGGUAUCGAGGAAUACGACAUGCUCGGUCAUUCGUGGGGAGGGGUGCUGGCGAUGAAGUACGUUUUAACACAGCAAUCAAAGGGCUUGAGACGCAUCGUCCUGUCCAACUCACUCGCAUCUAUGCGUCUUUGGGAGGCUGGAUGUCGCGAAUUGAUCGCGAAGCUGCCGAAGGACGUGCGGGAUACCAUCGAACGGUGCGAACGAGAGGGGAAGACGGACUCUCAGGAGUAUAAGGACGCCGAACUGUACUUCCUCAAGCGGCAUGGGAACAUCAUGGAUCCGCUGCCCGAAGAUUUGUUGCUCAGUCUCGAGGAGCAAGGGAAGGAUUUGACGGUAUACUUGGCAGUGCACGGACCAUCCGAGUUUUACUGCACGGGCCAUCUGAAAGACUUCGACGUGAUCGACAGCCUUCACGAGAUAAUACAGCCCACCUUGGUCAUCAACGGCGCGGCGGACCAGGCAACGGACUUGUGCGUUGCGCCGCUGUUCUGGGGAAUACCCAAAGCCAAAUGGGUGCAAUUUGCUGUGGCGACCCACCAGCCGUUCUUCGAGGAAGCAGACAGGUACUUCGAGGUCGUAGGGGAUUUCUUGACCAUGUGAAGGAGGGACGUACCACAUGUUCUGAGGAUCGUGCGCGAAUAAAGACAGAAGGGCGAUUCUUAUGCAGUGCGGAUGCCAGUUCUCGAUGCGAGUCAUUGGU
Molecule: messenger RNA, 1236 nt
Organism: Rhodofomes roseus
Lineage: Eukaryota; Fungi; Basidiomycota; Agaricomycetes; Polyporales; Fomitopsidaceae
Product: Alpha/Beta hydrolase protein
Exons: 4
Coding region: 237-1136 (299 amino acids)
Biological process (GO): proteolysis
Molecular function (GO): peptidase activity
Source: RefSeq, a predicted model, not a curated record